AACUGAUUCCGCAGUAUUUUCUUGUUCACCAAAAUUAAAUACCUUUCAGUGUGCUACGGACCUUUGCCGAAUUUAGUCGCGGAGAGUAAAAGUAAAUUAGCACAAAAAUGAAUCGACAAGUGAUUUACUUCUUGCUGUGCAUCUCUUCCUUCGUUUCUAUAGUUUAUGGACAAGCGGACUGUAUCAUUUGUGAUUCAAGGGUGAAUGCAUCCUGUGCCACGCUUGAGGGCAUUUCUCUCCUGUCUGGGCGAUGCGAAUUAGACACAGAGUGUCUAACAAAUAUCGACGAAAAUGGCAACACUAUAAGAGGAUGCCCUGCAGACCUCAUGACUAGCUGUGCCGGUUUGUGUUCCGUUUGUAUGGGAGUGAAUUGCAAUGAUCGAAUUUACCCUGCUGAUCGCCUCGAAUGCCAUCAGUGUGUCAACUGCCCAGCUGCUUUGGAGACUAAUCUCCAGCCAUGCGUGAACUACCAAGCCAUUGAUCAGUGCUUUGUUGCCGUAGAGGAGCAAAAUGGAAUCCUAACCACCUACCGUGGUUGCGCAUCGGACCCUCAAGAUAAUAUCGCUCAACAAGGCUGUACAAAUAAUGAUCAAUACUGUAUGAAGUGUGAAGGCAGUGGGUGCAAUAUUGAUCCUCAAUCCACCCCGAGUAUCCUAACGUGUGUCCAAUGCAAUCCAGAUGAUGAAAUUUGCAAUGAUCCCCAAGAAAUAGAUGCAACUGUGUGUACGCAUCAGGUUCCAUUGGGACGAACGGAUGAAUGCUACACGUAUAGAUUGGGAGAUGGACGAGCACAGAGGGGAUGUUUGUUGAAUCCAUCUACCCCACAGGAAUAUCUGGAACAAUGCUACGGAGAAGACAGAACAUGCGAUACGUGCUCAACUCCAUCCUGCAACGCUGGCCAUCCACUGGAAGUGGAUAUUUUCUAUUGCGUUGUUUGCGAUGAAUCAGUAGACCCAGAUUGUAGACUCUUGAAUAGCCAACAUGAACCACAACAAUGCCCAGAGGGACCACUCUACGCUAGAGGGUGCUACCGAUAUGAGUCAAAUAACAUCGUCAGAAGGGGUUGUGUAUCGAGCUUGGCUGGUACACAACAGCUUGAAGAUUGUCACGCUGGCGAAAUUUGUAAGAUUUGCUUCACAGAUGGAUGCAAUGCUAAAGUUGAUUUCCAACGUUGCUACAACUGCAAUUCUGGCCUUGAGGUGGACUGCCUUAGGGUACAGAAUAAUACGCGACCAGUACGAGUAUGUCAGGACUACAUGGACACCUGUAUUAACAUCAUUCAGGACCUAACUAGGAAUACAAUUCGUGGUUGUGCAUUUGAAGUUGACAACCUGCAUAAUACACUUGAAACUCAUCGCCAAACGUGUGCUACUAAUUUCUGCAACAGCGGUAUCUAUCCUAGUUGGAGAACAACUUGCCAUCAAUGCGACACCGGUGAAGAGUGCAACAGGGACAGCACAGAGACAAGUGAAUUCCUCCUACCUUGCAAGAUCUUCUGGCAAGACGAUUCUUGCUAUUCCGUACUGAGAGAACGACAAGCUCUCCGUGGAUGUUUGAGUGAUGGUGAUUUGAAUGCAGCCUACUGCCAGUCGGCUGCAACAUGCGAAGCCUGUCUUGGAGUUGGAUGCAACUCUAGGCCAGCUGUUCGACCACCACAGAUGUCCUGCAUCACCUGCUGGGAUCAUGAAAUGUGCAACUGGGGCUUCCCUGAACCAGUCGGCUAUGAAUGCCAGGAGGAUGUGUGGAUGGGACAGCAAGAGGGUUGCUACACAGGAAUUGAUCCGGAGGGGAAUGUAACACGAGGCUGUAUUCUCAGCAGCAUUCAAGGUUGUCCCGAAGACAGUUCCUGUAACUACUGCUACUCCAACAAUUGCAACAGCCUUGCCGUCACCAGACAGCAGUGCAUUCACUGUCGCAGCAGUUCACCCGGCCAGGAAUCUUGUGCUGAAUCAGCUGAAGAUUUAAUUUCCAGAGAAUGUUCAGGUGACUAUCAACCCUACCCAACAAGAGGAUGCUACACAAUGAGAAUACAGAAUGAUGUUGUCAUUCGUGGCUGUUUGAGGGACUUGCAUCCAGAUGACUAUGUUGCUUGCCAAGAGGAAGACAACAACUUCUGCGAUCUCUGCCUGGAACAGGGAUGCAACACCGAUGUAGCACCACAGGGUGGUACAGCUUCCGCAAUGCAUCUAUCACUGAUUGCCUUCCUGAUUUCCCUUGGAAUUUUCAGAUUUAUUUGAAUUUUGUAAUUUUGUGUAAUUUUUUUGAAGAACAAUAAAGAGCAAGAUAAGCAA
Messenger RNA from Lutzomyia longipalpis, 2291 nucleotides. RefSeq lists its product as uncharacterized. The record is from RefSeq and is a predicted model, not a curated record. NCBI's taxonomy places the organism in Eukaryota, Metazoa, Arthropoda, Insecta, Diptera, Psychodidae. The transcript is spliced from 6 exons. The coding region runs from base 108 to 2237 and encodes 709 amino acids.